UUCGCUCGCGUCGCAGUUCAGUAGGAGGCAUGAACGGGGAUAGGUCGGAGCAAAGAUCGGCGGGUUUGAGCCGCAGCUAUUCCGAGCAUGCAGCUCUCGUGCUCAGACACUUUGAACGGCAACGCGGCGAGCUAAAGUGCUCGCGCUCCGGACCGGACUUCCGGAUCGACUGCCGUCAGGAUGAGGAGGAGACGCUCACAGAGAGCCGCGAUGGACAAAGGACCUGGCGUAUCUCGGGCUCGCCGUCGGAAGAUGACUACGCGGCGGGGAAGCAGCAGCACUGCCAUCGAAAGAGGCUGGAACUCGGCAGCGGGGACUCUAACGCCAUCAGCAGCGACUUCUCCGAAUUGAGUUUGGAGCGGCGACAGACCACGGAAUCGACUGUUUACGAGGGUUCGAGAGUGUUAGCUGCGUCCAGUACGCCAGAGACAACGACUUCGUCGAUGGAACGGCGAUGUCGGUUAUUCGAUGAUGACGAGCGAUACAGCUGUGCUACUGACAACGAGGAGGACCGCGAAGCUGGAGGCGGCGAGCCACAGGAGUCGCAGUUCCGUCACCGAAAAUCCCCGCCAGCUAUGCACGAAAUGGAAGCCAGCAAUUCUUGGAGUACUACCUCGUUAUCGUCCGGUCGUCAUCGUCUCAACGGCGUCCCAUUGCUCCGUCAAAUAUCUUACGAAGACUGGGCGCGCGAGAAGCGUCUGAAGCUUCAGAAUCGACGAGAGGAGGAGCGUCGCGCUGAGGAGCGCAAACGCGAGGCCGAAGAGCGCGAGGCACGAGAACGCGAGGCUCGAGAGCGUAGGGAUAACGAAUCCUAUUUGGGCUGGCUGGAGAGGAAACGUCGCGAACAAACACUGAAACGGCAGCUGCUCGACAAGGAGCUCGAGCUCCAGCACCGGCUACGCGAGCUAGAGAACAAAGCAAAAAGUGCCAAGGACGUCUUCCUCAAGCAGUGGUGUAGGAAGAAGGACGAAUUGAUCAAGACUUGUGAGAAAGAGGAGCUGAUGCGAAAAAAGAAGGCUGAAGAGGAGAAAGAGAGGAGACUUCAAGAGAGCUCUAAAGCUUACGAAAAGUGGCGAGAAAAAUCGAGGAAUACGCCUAAACCCGCUACCCAAGGACUGUUACCGCAUCAAAAAGUCAAGCCAGCGUUCACAAAUCCUACACCAUGGCAGCCGCUAUUAGAGAAGGACAGCGACGAUUCCGACAACUCGAGUCCUGCAGUGACGACUUCAAGAGUAGUGAAAACAAAUCGGCGCAGCAAAAGAACAGCCGUACGUAGAUAAGGAGCCACGCUUUGAACAAUCAUCAUUGAAUGAUGUAAGAUACAUGUUUUUAUUAUUUUAUUUUUUGAGACGACGUUGAUGAGACGUGCGUAUUUACAUAAAUAUUGCAUUUAUUCAUAUAAA
Nasonia vitripennis (jewel wasp) is the source of this 1403-nucleotide messenger RNA. Its product is annotated as trichohyalin. The transcript is spliced from 5 exons. Lineage: Eukaryota; Metazoa; Arthropoda; Insecta; Hymenoptera; Pteromalidae. Bases 30 to 1280 code for a protein of 416 amino acids. The record is from RefSeq and is a predicted model, not a curated record.